CUUAUCUCUUGCGUUACGAUUAGUCAUUCAAUCAUAUCAUUGCUACGAUUUCUGGAUCCAAAGUCGAGGAAGCCUUUUUAAUUUUCAGACAGUUUGUGAUUUUCCUUCGUGGAGAGGGAGUCGACGUCCGGUGGUUUCUCGAUAACUUUUCAUCAGUGGUGAAUUGCAGGUUUCACAAUGCAGCUCAAAGCUUCAGCCCUCCUUCUUUUCAUCUCCUUAUGUCGUUGCAGUGAGCUUAAUAGCGUAACAAAAGGAACAAGCAAUAAGGAAACAGUGGUUGACCACAAGGGAGAAUUGGCAUCGACAGAGAAACCACACAUAUCUGAGAGUUUUGUACUGCCUAAGUCACCAAAAAAGGGAGCCGUUAGUUCAGUUGACCCUAUUACAAUCGUAGUUCCUACCACUGAUUCAGCCCCAACAGCUCCCUCUUCUCCAUCAACUCCCCCAACUUCUCAUACUUCUCCCUCGUCUCCUCACACGCCUAAAACUCCCACUACCCCUGCAACGCCUGAAACUCCAACUACCCCUGUAACGCCUAAACCCCCCACUACCCCCGCAACGCCUAAAACCCCCACCGCCCCCUCUCCUACUCCCAACCCCACUGCCCCCUCAACUCCUCACACUUCACCUGCUACAACAACAGUGGCCCCAACAUCGGCACCAAUUGUUGAUGAAGUCGGAGACUGGAAAGUAAAUUACACAACCUCUUCAAUUUGUACGCGUCUGGUUGGAAGUAUCAAGUUGACUUUUGGCCUUAAAAAGCCCAAUGCAACAGAAGAGGUGGAGGUAAUAGCUGUUCCAAAGAAUGCAGUUGCCAGCGGAAAUUGCACUGUAGGCAGCUUGAACUUAACCUGGCCCUCAAAUUUAUCUGCCAAUUCAACAAAGAAAAAUGACACAGUCAUAUUCACGUUUAAGGCUGACGAGAAAGCUCAGACCUGGAAGUUAGACAGUAUUCAAGGGGAAGUCAUCACCAAGACUAAAGAAAAAAUUCAUUUCCACACAAAUGCCACUUCAGUUGUUACGACUCACAAAGGCACAUCAUAUUUCUGCUCGAAAGUCAACAGUUUCAGUUUGAAUUUCAGUCCAAAGAAUCUUACCGGCUCAAAUGUCACCUCAGCAACUCUCAACGUUGCUCAGUUGCAAGUAGAAGCUUUCAAAGCUCAGAAACCCAACAACCUCGCCUUCAGUCCUGCCACGAAUUGUGAACUCACUCCCGAUAUAGUACCAAUUGUUGUUGGAUGUGCCCUGGCUGCUUUGGUGGUUGCUGUUCUAAUUGCUUACGUGAUCGCUCAACGUAGACCAUUUGCUCAAGGCUACCGAAGUGUUUAAAAAACCAUGUUUUACAACCAAAAACGUUUUUAUGUCUGAAAUACUUGAGUCUGAUGUUAACUAUCAUCCCCGCCCCAACUCUUGAACUGUGAUAAGCACCUUUACGAUUCCUCUCUCUCGGCAUUCAAUUUUUCUAAAGCUCUCCAAAGCGGUUUUAUUUUUUAUUAGGUGUGUCAUGGUAAAAUGGCUCUUGCAAUACUCCAAGUUGCAUUAGUAUAAUCGGUUAGUCAAUCAUUGCAUUUUGCAUGAUUAUUCUGUGGUAUUCAAUAACGUACAAAACUUGAUUCAUCAAUGGAUUUCUCUCUUUUUUUACUCUCUCCAGUUCAUGAAUCUCUAGUUCUUUUCCCUUCAAUUUUUGUGUAGGAACCCCCUUUUGAAACACAAAUAAGCAAUAAUAUUCAGAUACUAUUUCAUCUUUUUUUUUGCAACUUACUCUCCUAAAUGUCUCGGUCAAGUCAGAGAUAGUUUAAUGAUUUCAAUUGAAAAAAUUAAAAUUCUAAAAAUAAAAUAUGAAGCUUUUUUUAAGGAUUGAAAAAUUUCUAGGCACAUAAUGACACUUGGAAGGGAUUGCGUAAGUUUUUCAGUGUACAAGAAUGUUGAUGAGCCUUUAUCUGAAAAAUCUCUGGAGAACUUCGUCAGAUUUAAAAAUAUGGAAAAAUUAAGGUCUCAUCAAUGAAGACAGAAUCUGUCCUUCAGAGAAUAAGAGAAAGUAAAUCUACGAUAUGAAAGUACAAAAUUUAUCAGAACUACCAGGAGAUUUUAGAAUUAAGAUACUGUUUUAAAAAAAAUUUGACCGGAAAACUUACACAAUAUCUCUGAUGUGCCGUGUUGUGCCAAGGAUGUUUUUGAAUACCUAAAAUGGGGAGAACUUGACCGAAAUAACAUUGUUGAAUUUGUGUUUAGUGUUUUGGUCUGAUUCCGAGUAAUUUUUUGUUAUUUUUUUACUUCAAAAUCCAGUUUUCCCAUCAGUGUGAUGAAAUUAAUGUGUAAAUCAUAAAAUUUGUUUUGAUCAUAAGUUCAAUGUGUUAAAUAAUGUACUUUUUCCCCCUAUACUUUACUUUAUUUUUUUAUUUUAUUACAAGUGCAUACAUAGUCUGAUAUUUCACGCAAGAUGAAAAAGAAGUGAAUGGUAAAGGGAUAGUAAUGGAAGAAAUAGGUAGGAAAUAGGAAGUGUUACCAUUGAUUGUAAGUCAAAUCUCUUUUAUAAAUUUAAGUGUUCAAGGUUGGAGUAUUUUGACAGUAUUUAUAAAGACAUCUGUUUUCAGUCUCCCGCAAGGUCUGUAAUUUUGUUUUGUAAGACUACGGUCUAAAUAUGGUUUAAAACAGCAUUCAAAUCUUCCUUGACCAUUCUUUAUUUUUCAACGUAUUUCGUCAAAUGUAGACAGUCGAAUUAAGUGUUUGUCUGGUAUCAGAUUUGCUUGGCAUCCCUUUAACUAUAAUUUUACAUAAGAUGGACGGGUGACAUUUAUUAUAUUCCCACGUGGUUAAUUAUAGCAGUAUGAGUAAUUUUUCUGGAACUAAGGUCACAUUGAUAGUAGGUCUGCAUCAUUGGCCCCUCUAAUGUAUUCAUCCAGUUAUAAUUGAACGAAGGAAAUUUUUUCAGUGAGAUUGUGAAUGGCUCUUAAGUCAAAUUAAAGCCAAAUUGUUGAUGCUGUAACGGCUAUUGUAGCAAAAAAGUGGCUCAUACAAGAAUGGAUGUCUUAAUUGCCUCGUUGGAUUUUUGCCAUUUUUGAGGCCGCGAUUCUCUUAAGCGAAAGACGCUAACUGUCCCUUCAAAGUCAAGUUGAAAGGCCGUUUAAAUUCAAAAGUAUGAAAAGGGUACCUUACCUUUGAACCGAAUGAGUCUCUCCAUCGAUCUACACCAUUCAAUGCCUUUCAAAUCUCUAAUGACUGAAGAGUCAAACGGUUUUGACACUCUCAGUAAUAAACUUUUGAAUUUUAAGAAAGGGAAGCUAUUCUCAAUUUGGAGUUCAGAGGAUUAGUUUCUCUCAAAAAGCAGAACAACAGGCCCCAAAACUGACAAAGAAUCAAUGUAGGAAAUAAAGUCGUCCCAUGAAAUUCUUUCGACUUCACAAUUGUAAAUCGUACUAAAGACAUUAUAUUGUCCAUCAGUGCCUUUAUUUGUCUUGUUAGACCAGUUUUUACUCUAAGGCAUUAAUUUUUCGAUAUUUACCCCUCUUUAAUCAUAUUUUGCUUCCUUCUUUUUUACAGUUUUUUUUUCUCUCCCUUUAUAUUUCUAUCGCAGGUACUCUUUUAAAUGUUAAGUUUUACCAUCAAUUAUUUUUUGAAAACUAAGAAUAAUUUGUCUUCGUCCAAAAUUUCUAAAACAAGAAUAGACUCAUGUCUUCAUUUGAACGGAAGGAUUGAAGUAAAGAAGAUACCUGCUUUCUAUAGUUGAAAUUAUUUUGAUUGAUCGUAUUUUAUCAUUUUAUAUGUGCCCAUGUAUGUUAUCCUUAGUAUUAGUGUCCUCAAAUUUUUUCAACCACUGUUUCCCCUUUCAUGUUUGAAUUAAGACAAUUAUCAAGAAUAUUUUGUGAUAUUAUACCUAAAAAUCAAUUAAACAAUAAAUCUAUCUAGUUAUUAUUUCA
Messenger RNA from Bemisia tabaci, 3917 nucleotides. RefSeq lists its product as uncharacterized. Gene Ontology annotation, cellular component: lysosomal membrane; plasma membrane; late endosome membrane. NCBI's taxonomy places the organism in Eukaryota, Metazoa, Arthropoda, Insecta, Hemiptera, Aleyrodidae. The record is from RefSeq and is a predicted model, not a curated record. Gene Ontology annotation, biological process: establishment of protein localization to organelle.